This is a messenger RNA of Rhea pennata, 1522 nucleotides long. It is a transcript of the gene TPH2, whose product is annotated as tryptophan hydroxylase 2. The transcript is spliced from 11 exons. The record is from RefSeq and is a predicted model, not a curated record. Gene Ontology annotation, biological process: aromatic amino acid metabolic process; serotonin biosynthetic process. Gene Ontology annotation, cellular component: neuron projection. The coding region runs from base 1 to 1467 and encodes 488 amino acids. Gene Ontology annotation, molecular function: iron ion binding; tryptophan 5-monooxygenase activity. Lineage: Eukaryota; Metazoa; Chordata; Aves; Rheiformes; Rheidae.
AUGCAGCCCGCCAUGAUGAUGUUCGCCAGCAAGUACUGGGCGCGCAGGGGCUUCUCGCUGGACUCGGCGCCGCCUGAGGAGCACCGCGGCCUCGCCCUAAAUAGAUCAAAUUCUGGGAAAAAUGAGGAAAAGAAAGGGAAUAAGGGAAAUGGGAAAAGUGAAUCUAUUUCUGAAGGUGGAAAGACAGCUGUGGUGUUUUCCUUGAAGAAUGAAGUUGGUGGAUUGGUGAAAGCUCUCCGACUCUUCCAGGAGAAACAUGUGAGUAUGGUUCAUAUUGAAUCAAGAAAAUCCAAGCGAAGGAACUCAGAGGUAGAAAUUUUUGUGGACUGUGACUGCAGUAAGAAAGAAUUCAAUGAACUAAUCCAGCUGCUCAAGUUUCAAACUAACAUCGUAUCUCUUAAUCCACCAGAAAACAUCUGGACUGAUGAGGAAGAUCUCGACUGUGUGCCUUGGUUCCCCCGGAAGAUAUCUGAAUUAGAUAAAUGCUCACAGAGGGUUUUGAUGUAUGGAUCUGAACUGGAUGCAGAUCACCCUGGAUUUAAAGACAAUGUCUAUCGACAGAGAAGAAAAUACUUUGUGGAUGUUGCCAUGAGCUAUAAAUAUGGUCAACCUAUUCCUAGAGUGGAGUACACAGCUGAAGAAAUUAAAACUUGGGGAGUGGUAUUUAGGGAACUCAGUAAACUCUAUCCCACUCAUGCUUGUCGUGAAUAUUUAAAAAACUUUCCGCUGCUGACCAAGUACUGUGGAUAUAGAGAGGAUAAUGUGCCUCAACUGGAAGAUGUUUCUGUUUUUCUUAAAGAAAGGUCUGGCUUCACAGUGAGACCAGUUGCUGGAUACCUGUCUCCCCGAGACUUUUUAGCUGGAUUAGCAUAUAGAGUUUUUCACUGUACUCAGUAUAUACGACAUGGCUCAGAUCCUCUCUACACGCCAGAACCGGAUACUUGCCAUGAACUCUUGGGACACGUACCUCUACUUGCUGAUCCGAAAUUCGCUCAGUUUUCACAAGAGAUAGGACUUGCUUCACUGGGAGCAUCUGAUGAAGAUGUUCAGAAGCUGGCUACUUGCUAUUUUUUUACUAUUGAAUUUGGCCUUUGCAAGCAAGAAGGACAGCUACGUGCUUAUGGGGCAGGACUUCUAUCUUCUAUUGGAGAACUAAAGCAUGCUCUCUCUGACAAGGCCAAUGUGAAAACUUUUGAUCCAAAGACAACCUGUUUGCAAGAAUGCCUUAUCACCACUUUUCAAGAAGCUUACUUUGUUUCAGAAAGUUUUGAAGAAGCGAAAGAAAAAAUGAGGGACUUUGCCAAAUCAAUCAAUCGUCCCUUUUCUGUGUAUUUCAAUCCGUACACACAGAGCAUUGAGAUUCUGAAAGAUACCAGGAGUAUAGAAAAUGUCGUCCAGGAUCUCCGGAGUGAUCUAAACACUGUAUGUGAUGCUUUAAGCAAAAUGAACAGAUAUUUAGGAAUUUGACAUUUGUGGUACUGUGACUUGCUGUCUGCUGCUCUUUCUGUAGCCGGUCUAGUAA